Messenger RNA from Ananas comosus (pineapple), 1925 nucleotides. RefSeq names its product pentatricopeptide repeat-containing protein At2g01860-like. Gene Ontology annotation, molecular function: protein binding. NCBI's taxonomy places the organism in Eukaryota, Viridiplantae, Streptophyta, Magnoliopsida, Poales, Bromeliaceae. The record is from RefSeq and is a predicted model, not a curated record. The coding region runs from base 265 to 1782 and encodes 505 amino acids. The transcript has a single exon.
CGCGUGAGAAAUUUUGUAAUUUAGCCAAACAAAAAAGUUUAAAAUUGAGGGGUCUCUUACAAAAGUUUCUAUAGGUGAGGGUUUUCCACGCAUUUUUCGCAUCCUUACAAUAAUAACGGCCGCGUUUUGUUUUAACUCGGCCAACCCCCUCUUCUCCACUCGUGCGGUAGCAAAUGCGUAACCAACUCCCAUGCACACAACCUGUUUGUUAAAUUGCCCCACUCACAAAACACUCUUUAUUUUGAAUCUUUAAAUAAGGCUCCGAUGAAUCACAUACUCUCUACAUUCAACUUUAGUAAUCCUCCUCUGCACAAGAAUCACAACGAAAUCCGACGAGGAAAUGGUAGAUUCGGCUCGAAUCGAGCCGACCGGAUUGCCGUCUCUGCUCGUUUCCGAUCGAAACCAAAACUAUCUCAAGCUCUCCACAAUCAGCAAACCAAAACCAAAGCUCCCUUAAAUUUAGAGGGUAGUGGUUCACAAGUGUUUGAUGAGGAGGGGAGUGACAAGUUUGAAUUGUCGAAAGAAGAGGAGGAUGAUGAUGAUGAAAGUGGUGGUUGUAGUGAUGAUUCUGGGUGGACCCAAGAAGAGCUCGAUGCGAUAUCUGCGCUUUUCGAUCGGCCGAUUCCUCGGAAACCCGUCAAGCCGUCGAAGGAACGGCCCCUCCCUCUCCCGUCGCCGUACAAGACACGGCCGGACGGUAUUCCGACGCCGAAGCGCCACAUUCGGUCGAAUGCUGCAAGAUCGGAUGUUUCGUCUCGGCUAUCUUUCAGCGAUCGAGUGCGCAAGAACCCGCAAGUCCUUGUUAAGAUAGCUAGAGAGAUUGCAGCUCUUCCUUCGCCGGAGUCGGAUGUUUCUGCAAUUCUCGAUCGAUAUGCUCCGUUCCUUCGGAAGGGUUCUUUGUCGAUGACGAUUCGAGAGCUGGGGCACAUGGGCUUGCCGGAACGGGCGCUCCAAACCUUGCUUUGGGCUCAGAAGCAGCAGCAGCAGAAGAACGGGCUCUUCCCCGACGAUCAGAUUCUCGCGUCCACCGUCCAAGUAUUGGCACGGUUCGGCAGACUAAAGCUCGGAUCAGAAAUCAAGAACUAUCUCAGCUCCGCGAGCCGCUCGGUGCUCGAAGCAAUGGCGAGGGGAUUCAUCAGAGCAGGGAACUUAAACCUCGCCCGGAAGAUCCUACUACUCGCUAAGGACGGUAGAAGGACAUUGGAUUCGAGCAUCCACGCGAAGCUUAUAUUGGAGGCGGGAAAGACCCCCGACGGUUACAAGCUUGCUUCGGCGUUGCUCGACGAGCUCGGAGAGAGAGAGGAGUUUGAUUUGAAGCCGCAGGAUUGCACAGCCGUAAUGAAAGUCUGCGUCAGGCUUAGAAGAUUCGAAGCCGUGGAGAGCUUGUUCGAUUGGUUUAAGGAAUCGGGUCGACGCCCGUCUGUGGUCAUGUACACGACGGUGAUGCAUAGUCGGUACUGCGAUAGGAAGUAUAGGGAGGGGCUGGCUUUGAUUUGGGAGAUGGAGGGGUCGAACUGUCUUUUGGAUCUUCCGGCGUAUCGAGUUGUGAUAAAACUCUGCGUUGCUUCUAAUGAUCUUGCGAGGGCCGUAAGAUACUUUUCGAGAUUGAAGGAGGCGGGGUUCGUCCCAACUAAUGAUAUAUAUUGUGACAUGAUCAAAGUUUAUGCAGCUUUCGGGAGGGUGGCAAAGUGUAAGCAGCUGUGCAGAGAAGCGGAGUCGGUCGGCCUUAAAUUGGAUGGUGAGACGGUAUCUUUGCUUGGAGAAACGGAAAAUGUUCGGUGAGUAGUUUUGAGAGUUUGCAUUUUCUUCGUUAGUUAUAUGUCAUCUAUGCUCUGAUCUCGCAAGAUGCUUGUUUAUUGCAAUUGUUAUGAAAUACGUGAAUAUUUAUUAACUAAUGCUAGCUAUUUGCUCUAUUUCUUGUUGAA